GCUAUAAAUCAAACAGGAAAUCAACGGCGCUGGAGAGGUUAGCUAGCUAUCAAAGAAGCUGAAAGCAUCUUUGUCAUUCUCCCAUAGCUAGACCUAAAUAAAAAUAUUAGCUAGUGCUAACUGAAUAAUUGCCACGAAUAUUCGCCAACUGGUUUGCAAGGAUUUAAACGAUGUCCAUUGGAGUGCCAAUCAAAGUCCUUCAUGAAGCUGAGGGCCACAUUGUUACCUGCGAGACCAACACCGGGGAGGUGUACCGCGGGAAACUCAUUGAAGCUGAGGACAACAUGAACUGCCAGAUGGCCAACAUCACAGUGACCCACAGAGACGGCCGUGUAGCCCAGCUGGAGCAAGUGUACAUCCGAGGCAGCAAGAUCAGAUUCCUCAUUCUCCCUGACAUGCUGAAGAAUGCACCCAUGCUAAAGAGUAUGAAGAACAAGAACCAGGGAGCUGGAGCAGGAAGAGGAAAAGCUGCCAUUCUCAAAGCACAAGUGGCUGCCAGGGGUCGAGGACGUGGAGGGAUGGGAAGAGGAAAUAUUUUCCAGAAAAGGCGAUAGUUUAAAAAUAUAUAUUUUCUACUUUCUAUAUUACAACUUCUUUGUUAUUCUUUUGUGAUCAAUGAUGUGAAAUGACAAUUUCCAUAUUAAAAUGAUUUUCUUACUA
Molecule: messenger RNA, 660 nt
Organism: Coregonus clupeaformis (lake whitefish)
Lineage: Eukaryota; Metazoa; Chordata; Actinopteri; Salmoniformes; Salmonidae
Product: small nuclear ribonucleoprotein Sm D3-like
Exons: 4
Coding region: 171-554 (127 amino acids)
Biological process (GO): RNA processing; spliceosomal snRNP assembly
Cellular component (GO): U12-type spliceosomal complex; pICln-Sm protein complex; spliceosomal tri-snRNP complex
Molecular function (GO): RNA binding
Source: RefSeq, a predicted model, not a curated record